UGAUACACUACAAUCUCUUAUCUAUGACCAUAAAUUGGAGAACAUCGAAGAAAGGAAUAUAUCCCUGAUAUCCCUCAAUAUUUAUUUAGUGUCAAUUUUCUUAUCAGUAACCAAGUAAAAUAUGGUAGUUUUUUAACUGUGUUAUAAAAACUUGAAAUAUUUUCAAAAACGUUAAAGAAAAGUAAUCAAGGAUGUCAGGUUUUGAUGAUAAUCAGUUCGGGGAACCUACUAUUGAAAAUCCUUUUGCGGAUCCAGCAAUACAACAAGUAACAAGAAAUGUUAAUUCACAAAUAAGAGUGGAUGAUUAUGAUCCAUUUUCAAAUCAAACACCAGUUCAGAGGCCUGCAACUUUUGAUCCAGGCAGUGGCCAACCAGCAAUCAUGCAACCAACACAGGAUCCUCCAACAUACACUCGUAGUGGACAACAAACUCAACCAAAACCAGUACUUGACACUGCAGAAUUACAAAGAAGGCAAGAGGAGUUAGAAAGAAAAGAAAAAGAAUUGAGUCGUAGAGAGGAAGAAAUGAGACAAAAUUCUUACAAUUCUAGACGUAAUAACUGGCCUCCACUUCCUGAACAGUGCUGUUUUCAGCCUUGCUUUUAUCAAGAUAUACAAGUUGAUAUAGCACUGGAAUUUCAGAAAAUAGUCCGUCAUCUAUAUUAUCUUUGGAUAUACCAUGGAAUUAUUAUGUUAGUUAACGUAUUUGGAGGCAUUCUUUUGACAAAUUUUAAAAUAAUAGGACUGGGAAUAUUAUAUACUAUAUUAUUUACACCACUUUCAUAUCUUUGCUGGUUUCGUCCUGCUUAUAAAGCAUUCCGCUCAGAUUCCUCAUUCAACUUUAUGGUAUUCUUCUUUAUUUUCUUUUUUCAAUUUAUAGUAAGUACCAUACAAACCAUAGGAAUCCCCGGUUCUGGUACAGUAGGAAUUAUUAUAGCAAUCGAAGAGUUUGAUGGUAGUGCCAGAGGAAUUAUACUUGGAAUUUUAUCACUUGUAAUUGCAACUGGUUUUGCUUGUGCUGCUGCGGCUGAUUUGUUUCUUAUUACUAAAAUACAUCGCGUUUACAGAAGUACUGGAGCCAGCUUUGCAAAAGCUCAAGCUGAAUUCACGUCCGAGUUCCUUCGCAACCAACAUGUUCGUAGUGCUGCAACUAAUGUAGCAGCUGCUGCAGUUCAAUCACAAUUCAAUAGUCCAAACACCAACAGAUAUUAAAAAAUCGUAGCCGUUCUGUGUUAUAUGUUCUAGUAAGUGCAGUCAAUAGUAUCCCAUUAAUUUAAGAAGUAUGUAGAGGGUUUUGCAUCUGUUUUUUCAUUUCAUAUCAUGUUGGAUUAUUUUUUCCAAUUAAUCCAUAUUGUGCCUUUGUAUCAAGGAGUUGCAGUAAAGAAACAUUAAAUUUGUUAACAAAAAAGUACAAUUACUGCAAGUUUAUUUCAUUAUUCCAGUUUAUUUAGCUGAAUCCGUAUAACUUCAAUUACAAACAAAAGAAAAAUAUUCUCCAUAUAAUUUAGGAUUUGUAUUAUAUUCUGUUAAUUGUAAUGGUAGAGUCAACUUUUAUGUAUAUUUUAACGCAAUAUGCAAUUACAAAUAAUGUUAGAGAAUAUAUUUUUAUUUAAUAAUAGUGACGUCAUUUCGUUACGUUUUCUUUUUUUAAAAAGUUAAUUAACAGUUCUGUUUAAGCUUAAAUGUCCGUAUUAAAUAAAAAUUUAAUUGGUAAUCAAUUAAUUUAAGUAUAGUGUUUAAGCAACAACAGAACACUGCAUUAUAAUACAUAUUUGUACUGUUGCUAAAUGAAAGACUUCUUGCGUUAUGUUGAAUUUGUUGAUUAAAAAAUAAACGUUUUUGUUUGCGUAAC
This is a messenger RNA of Agrilus planipennis (emerald ash borer), 1851 nucleotides long. It is a transcript of the gene Scamp, whose product is annotated as secretory carrier-associated membrane protein 1. Lineage: Eukaryota; Metazoa; Arthropoda; Insecta; Coleoptera; Buprestidae. The coding region runs from base 192 to 1211 and encodes 339 amino acids. Gene Ontology annotation, cellular component: trans-Golgi network membrane; recycling endosome membrane. Gene Ontology annotation, biological process: protein transport. The transcript has 7 exons. The record is from RefSeq and is a predicted model, not a curated record.